AUUACUUAUUCUACGAUGUUAUUAGCAAAUUUAUGGUAGGAACAAAAUAAUUUUGUCGUCCUCCUUUCAAAUAUCCUAAACACUAGCUCUCUCGUCAUGUUGAUAUUAAUAUGUUUGUGUCUCGGACGUUUGAAUAUACAAAGACAAGUAAAGAGGUCGAAGAUAUUAGAUAAUAAUAAUAGUAGGUGCAGCAUCAGGACCAGUGUCAGCACAAGUACUGCAGUUCUGGUCCUUCAUAUUCUUUCAUAGCUGGCAGUGUUUGCAGUAUUACUUUCCAGCACAGACCGAGAGGAUGCAGUUACCAUGACAACUGAGUGUGUGUGUGUGUGGGACCUGGUCUGCGAUUGGCUGCCGGGGGCGAGUGGGCGGGCAGGUUGAGCGUCUGAAAGCGUCACUCAGUCUCAGAUCAGAACAGAGAGACGCUGCUCUCCUCACUGCUCUCUCCAUCAUCCUCCCAUCUUCUUCUUCCUCCUCCUCCUCUUCCUCCUCUUCCUCCAUCCAGACCUACAUCUCUUACCUCUCUCUUCAUCUACUUUCCUCCUCUUCUUCCUCUCCUCUCUCUUCCUCUCUCUCUCUCUUCUCUCGUCCACCUUGUAGACACGGACUGACGAGUCCAACUCUUGGCCUUCAUCAUCACCACCACCAUCGUCAUCCUCAGAGGAACACGGACAGGCAGUCCUCUGACCCUCGCCCCGCCGGGUCACCAUGGCAACGGUCAUCUGCACUCGUUUCACCGAAGAGUAUCAGCUGUAUGAGGAGCUGGGCAAGGGAGCGUUUUCAGUGGUGCGGCGAUGUGUGAAGGUGCUGUCAGGUCAGGAGUACGCCGCCAAGAUCAUCAACACCAAGAAACUGUCUGCCAGAGAUCAUCAAAAGUUGGACCGUGAAGCUCGAAUCUGUCGUUUACUGAAACACCCCAACAUUGUUCGGCUUCAUGACAGCAUCUCAGAGGAGGCUCAUCAUUACCUCAUCUUUGACCUGGUUACAGGUGGCGAGCUGUUUGAAGACAUCGUAGCCAGAGAGUAUUACAGUGAAGCUGACGCCAGUCACUGCAUCCAGCAGAUUUUGGAGGCGGUGCUUCACUGUCACCAGAUGGGCGUCGUCCACCGGGACCUAAAGCCAGAGAACCUGCUGCUGGCCUCCAAGUCUAAAGGGGCGGCGGUAAAACUGGCCGACUUUGGCCUCGCCAUCGAGGUGGAGGGAGACCAGCAGGCCUGGUUUGGCUUCGCGGGGACUCCAGGUUAUCUGUCUCCUGAGGUUUUAAGGAAGGACCCGUAUGGCAAAGCAGUCGACCUCUGGGCCUGUGGUGUUAUUCUCUACAUCCUGUUGGUCGGUUAUCCUCCAUUCUGGGACGAAGAUCAACACCGGCUCUACCAGCAGAUCAAAGCUGGAGCGUAUGACUUUCCUUCCCCCGAGUGGGACACGGUGACUCCUGAAGCCAAAGAUCUCAUAAACAAGAUGUUGACCAUCAAUCCAGCCAAACGGAUCACAGCGGCCGAGGCACUCAAACAUCCGUGGAUCUCUCAUCGCUCCACAGUGGCGUCUUGUAUGCACAGACAGGAAACAGUCGAGUGUCUGAAGAAGUUCAACGCCAGGAGGAAACUCAAGGGAGCCAUUUUGACCACGAUGUUGGCCACCAGAAACUUCUCCGGAGGAAAGAGUGGCAGCAACAAGAAGAGCGAUGGAGUCAAGGAAUCAUCUGAGAGCACAAACACAACUAUUGAGGAUGAAGACACCAGAGUGAGGAAACAGGACAUCAUCAAAGUCACUGAGCAGCUCAUCGAGGCAAUCAGCAACGGAGAUUUUGAGAGCUACACUAAGAUGUGCGAUCCUGCCGUCACGGCGUUUGAACCGGAGGCGCUGGGGAAUCUGGUCGAAGGCCUCGAUUUUCAUCGUUUUUACUUUGAAAACUUGUGGUCUAAGAACAGUAAACCCGUCCACACCACCAUCUUGAACCCGCAUAUCCACCUGGUGGGUGACGAGGCCGCCUGCAUCGCGUACAUCAGAGUAACGCAGUACAUCGACACCAAUGGCACGCCUCGUACCGCCCAAUCAGAGGAGACCAGGGUGUGGCACCGCCGCGACGGGAAGUGGCAGAUCGUACACUUCCACCGCUCAGGCUCCGCCUCCACGCUCAGCAACUAACUACAGGAGUGGGCGGGUCUUAGGGGGGCCACGUCGCCUUGACAACACAUUGAUUGACAGCAGGCCAGGUGGAACUUUGUCUUAGAGGUUUGACAAAAGGCAAACGGAGGAGGAGGAGUAGGAGAUGAGGGGCGGAGCCACAGAGCCUUUUGAUCCAGCAGUGAAAUGCCCAAUCAAUCAGUCAAUCAAUCAAUGUGUGGAAAUCUCAAAUCUUCACCACAAUUCCUGCUGCGAUGACGCAUUGUUAGUUAAUCACUAAGUUGCUAGUUAGUUAACUGUUCAACAUCAUUAUUAUUUCUGUGUUUAUUUUUAAUUAACUACUUUUUUCUUAGUUAAAUACUAGUUACUUCUUAGUUGUUGUUAUUAAUUAACUAAUAGUUAUUUAUAACAUUCAUUCCUAUUUAUUUAUUAGUUAAUCAUUAGUCACUCAUUAGUUUAUUAGUUAAUUACUUCUUUAUGAGUUAAAUAUUAGUUACUUCUAGUUUGUAAUUAGGUAUUUAUUAGUCAGUUAUUAGUUUGUUAUAAAUUACUUAUUAGUUCAUUUCUAUUCAUUUAUUAGUUAGUUAUCAGUUACUUAUUUCUCAAAUCUUGUUUCUGUUUAGUCAAAAGUUAAUUGUUUAUAGUUGUUUUUAGUUAAAAGUUUAUUAGUAGUAAUUGAGGUGAGUUAACGGGUAAAUCAAUUAGUUAAGGAACCAUUUAUUUUCAGUAUAAGUGGAAUAUUCACGGAUAACAGUUUAUUGUUAUUAUUUUUUUCUUUAACAUAGGUUUUAUUAAUUAAUUAAUGAUCAAUAAUCAAUGCGAAAAAGUCACAGCUGAGACAUCAGUGGUUGGAGAUGCGAGAUUUCCACCUGAAUUUAAAAUAUAUAUUAAUAAUAGUCAAUGAAAUCCAAUAACAAACAAACAAAAAAAAAAAUAUAUAUAUAUUAUAUUGAUAUUCAUUAUGCGCAGAGGCCAGAAGUUGCCAUGGUUACCACUUAUGACUGAGCCCCAUUAUCUCAUAAAAAAACGCGACAUGUUUACGAAUUUAAAGUCAAAUUCGAAACAACUCACAUCCAUUUUCUUUAAAUUUCAAGAUGAAAUUGUGUUUGUCGUUAGUUUAUGACCUAAGGACGUCGCUGGCUGAAACGUGAGGAGAAGCCAGAGCAGCUCAGGCACCGUACGAUUUAUUUUAGGUGAAAAAUAUGUCGCAAUCAUACGAGCAGCUGAAGACGCGACAGCACUCAUCUCUCUGCUUCCAUCAGGGCUGGAGAGCUCCAGACGCUUCCAUCGCUCUCCGCCCUGCGAUCUUCCAUGAACAGCCACACCUCCACGUAGAUCAGCCCCGCCCACCUGGCCCCACCCCCCCGCCAGGUGUCCUAACGAGGAUGACCGUGACCAGGUACCUUAACGAGAAUCUGCCGCAGAAGAAUACUUGAAUCUGUCGUUUUUUAGGGAGGAGGAGCCAAGAACAAAGGAAAGGAGAUAAGGAAACGUGCAAAAAAAAAAACACAUUAAAUUAUAUUGAAAUUCAUUUUAAUAAUUUUAGUGAUUGCGUGAAAAGAAUGUGACUUUAUGAACCAGCCCCAAACAGCCAAUCAGAUUUACGGACGCGAACACCUGUCGUCUGUUGCUGGGGAGAAAAGGUCUGUCCGUACGGUGUCCCAG
Messenger RNA from Solea solea (common sole), 3786 nucleotides. It is a transcript of the gene camk2a, whose product is annotated as calcium/calmodulin-dependent protein kinase II alpha. Bases 706 to 2142 code for a protein of 478 amino acids. Gene Ontology annotation, molecular function: calcium/calmodulin-dependent protein kinase activity; calmodulin binding; ATP binding. The transcript is spliced from 18 exons. Gene Ontology annotation, cellular component: neuron projection; cytoplasm. The record is from RefSeq and is a predicted model, not a curated record. Gene Ontology annotation, biological process: protein phosphorylation. NCBI's taxonomy places the organism in Eukaryota, Metazoa, Chordata, Actinopteri, Pleuronectiformes, Soleidae.